Messenger RNA from Naegleria gruberi, 4425 nucleotides. RefSeq names its product basal body protein. NCBI's taxonomy places the organism in Eukaryota, Heterolobosea, Eutetramitea, Acrasida, Naegleriidae. The transcript has a single exon. The coding region runs from base 1 to 4425 and encodes 1474 amino acids. The record is from RefSeq and is a predicted model, not a curated record.
AUGCCAAUUUGCAAUAAUUAUUUGGCUAACGAAACUCAAUCCUGUGGACAAUACGAUACAUGUAUUGCUCCAAAUACUUGUGUCUCAAAGAAUAUCACAUGUUUCACUAAGCCAAGAGCUGAAGCUUGUAAUCAAGGUACUUGUAUUUCUCAAGAUAUGUGUCAAUGUAAUAAUGGAUACAGUGGAUUAGAAUGCCAGAUUCAUCAAUGUUUUGGAAAGAAUUUUACUGAUUCAUCUGUUUGUUCUGGAUCAGGAACUUGUGUUUCUGUUGAUAGCUGUUUAUGUAAGAGUGGUUACAUUGGUUCUGAAUGUCAAACAUAUUCUUGUUCUGGUUUAACCAACUCCAAUCAAACUGUUUGUUCAAGAAAUGGUCAAUGUGUUGGUCCAAAUACUUGCCAAUGUAAUAGUGGAUUCUAUGGCAAGUUGUGUGAAAUUACUUCAUGUUUUGGUAUUUUGGCCAAUCAAUCAAGUGUUUGUUCAUCUAAUGGUAACUGUUCAUCACUAAAUCAAUGUUCAUGUAAGAGUGGUUGGGAAGGUCCAUCUUGUUCUGAAACAAGAUGUUUUAAUACUUUGAGUAAUUCUUCAUCUGUUUGUUCAAGUAAGGGUAAAUGUAUAGGAAAAGAUCAAUGUGAUUGUUAUCCAGGUUUUACUGGUUCUCAGUGUAGUGUUAUGGUUUGUGGUAGUGGAUAUACUGGUAGUGAUUGUACUAUUCCACUUUGUAACAAUCAAACAGGUACAUCUGGUUGUAACAAACAAGGUAAUUGUACUGCCCCAAAUACUUGUGAAUGUAAUAGUGGUUACACUGGUGAUAGAUGUCAAUACACUACUUGUAAUGGAUUGAGUGAAUCUCAAGGAGGAUGUUCGUAUAGAGGUUCAUGUGUUUCAAAGGAUGUUUGUUCUUGUAAUGGUAACUUUGAUUCAUCCAAGUUUUGUUCUAAAUGUGUUGAUGGUUUUGUUGGUGAUAAUUGUGAUAUUCCCGUUUGUUUUGAAAUUAGUGCUACCGAUAAUAGAGUUUGUUCUGGAAAGGGUUCAUGUAUUGCUCCAAAUAUCUGUCAUUGUUCUGAAGGUUAUAAUGGUACAGCUUGUCAAACGUUUAGCUGUUAUGGAAUUGACAAGUCAAGCUCUAGUGUUUGUUCAUCUCGUGGUAUUUGUUCAGCUCCUAAUAAGUGUUCAUGUCCAAUUAAUUACAAUGAUGGUAAAUCUUGUUCAAGCUGCUCACUUGAUUAUUCAGGAGCUAAUUGUAACACUCCAGUUUGUGAUAGAGUUCAAACUUGUAAUUCCAGAGGUAAUUGUGUUAAUUUGAAAUGUGUUUGUGAAGGUAACUUUGUUGGUACAUAUUGUGAUCAAUGUGCUAGUGGAUUUGUUGGUUCCAGUUGCUCAAUUACUUGUAAUAGUGUUAGUAAUUGUUCCUCUAAAGGUUACUGUAAUAAUGAUGGCUCAUGUACUUGUUAUGGAAACUUUGAUGCUUCCAGUAAUUGUGCCAAGUGUUUGAAUGGAUGGUUUGGAAGCAAUUGUGAUUUCCAAAUUAAUUCUAAUAGUUUUGUUUUCACUUCAACUGGUGGGUCAAUUAUUGGUGAAGUCAAAUCAAGUUUAUUGAAACAAUCAGAUUGUUCAGAUGUCAUUUCUAGCUCUGAUUUAUCAUUGAUAGGUUCUGAUGCUAAAUGUAUUUUGAAUUCUGCAACUUCCUCUUUGGAAAUUAUAUUAGGAACCAGUGCAAAUAUUGUACCAGGUAAUUCUUUGAGAUUAUUCAAAUUCCCAGGAAGCGCUGAAACAUUGUCUGUUACAGUUUCUUCUGGUACAUUUGUUGCACUUCCUCCAAGUGUUAAUCUAGUUUCUGAUAAGAGCUCUGUUUCCAAGUGUGAUACUCUAUAUUUGGAUGCUUCUGGAUCAGUUUCAUCAGAUCGUCGUGCAUUGUUAUUCUCUUGGUAUGUCACUAACGGUCCAACUGUUGGUGAAAUGAAUGCUUUGAAUACUUACUUGAGUGGUGUUAAAACUUCAAGCGCUAUUGUCGAUUUCAGCUCCUCUUCAUUGAGUGCAAUUUCUGGUGGAUCAUUCAUUAUUCAAGUUACUGUCACAACUGCAUUCUCUAAAGUUGCCACAUCAAGUGUUACCGUGAAUGUUGUUAGCAAUCCAGUUCCAACUCUAUCACUCAGUGAAGGUAUUUCUGUGACUUACAUGAUUGGAUCUACUAUUGUAUUGACACCAGUCAUCAAAUUCCCAAAGUGUUAUUCUGGAAAUUAUCAAACUGAUUAUACCUAUUCUGUUGAUACUUCUUCAGCCUCUAAAUCAGUUGUAACUCCAAAAUCUAGUAAUAAUUUAUUCGCUAUUGGUAAAUCCUUCACUGAUAUUAAUAAGGAAGGCGAUUAUUACUUUAUCCUUAGGGCUGUUUCUGACAAUGCUAACGAUGCAUUUCUUCCUUUCAAGGUAACUGCUGUAGCUCAAGAUUUGACUAUUCAAUUCAACAUUUCUGACAUUACUCAAUCAACUCAAGAUUCAUUGGAUUUCUCUGUUGCAGUUGUUGAUCCAAGUAGUACGUCUGAUUCAGAAACUGUCACUAUCACAUGUUUUGAUAUUGUCAACAUUAAGUCAUGUUCUUCUCCAAAUUUAAAUCAAAGAACCUUCUCCACAUUCCUCUCUGCUGGUGAAUACAAGUAUACUGCUACUGUUGUUAAGGGAUCAAGAUCUGCAUCAACUAAUUUAAUUGUUAAAGCUAAGUCCGUUCCAAAGAAUACUUUGAUUAGAGCUUCAAUUACUUCUAAUAGCGAUCUUUCACUUGUUAGCCCAUCAUCUGAUUUGUAUUUGACCUAUUCCUCUCUUGAAGUUUUAUCAUCUCCAACCUUCUUCUGGUUCUCUGAUAAGUUUGAUUUAUCAUCACUCACCCAAACUUCCAGCUUUAUCAAGAUUCCAAAAUCAUUGUUGAGUGCUGGCGCUUCAUACUCUAUUAGUUUGAAUAUUACUGAUGGUUCAAAGAAUGGUGUUGCUACAACAAGUGUUAAUGUAAACUCUCCUCCAACAAGAGGUAUUUUCGAAGCUAGUCCACAAUCUGGUGUUGCUCUCAGUACCUUAUUCGAAUUGAAAUGUGGAAAUGGUUGGACAGACUCUCAGUUGCCACUUACCUAUCAAUUCUUCUAUUAUGAUGACAUUUCAUCCUCUUGGACUGCAUUGACGGAGAGAACUGAAACUAGAUCUACAAGAAUCAAAUUACCUUCUUCAAGCAGUUCUCAACUCCGUCUUAAAGUUGCAGUUUAUGAUUCCAAGUUGGCAUUUACAGAAUCUGAAAUUUCUGUAGCUGUUACUCAACCAACUACCACUCAAGCAGUGAAUUCUAUUGAAUCAACUGCGAAGGAAACACCAACCCUUGCUUCCGUAUCUGCUGUCAUUAAGGUUGUUAGCUCUAUUGCUGGUGCAACUGCUGAGCAAAAAGCUGAAAUUGCAAAAUUGACUUCCAAUAUGAUUCUUUCCUAUUUGGACAAUCAAGCAAAGGCUCAAUCUGUUGCUUCUGAAAAUACUAACUCUGCCUCCUCUAAAUUGUCAAUGAUUUCUUCUGGUACUUCAAGUUUGGAAUAUAUUGUCGAUGACAUUAUUUCCAAGAUGAUCACCAAUCUUGCUCAAACUGCUGCUAAUGCUGCUUCGAGUGAUGAAGUUAAAUUGGCUACUGAACUGUUGACAAAGGCGAAGGAAGCUGCUGAUAAAUUCUAUAGAUUUAUUGUAGCAAAGGGUGUUUCAAAGAGAUCAUUCUCCAAUUCUGAUAUUACUAAUAUUCAAGCUACGUAUGACAGUUUAUCAAGCGCUCUCGUUAAGGAUACAGUUGCUGACCUUCCAGCCAACUAUAUUGUUGCUAAUCAAACAACUACUUAUUCAAGAAAGGUCAAUAUUGCAACUUUGAAUAAUUUACAAGAUAUUAUUAAUGGAAAUAAGUUCAAAAUGGCAGCUAAAUUUUCUGAUCUUGUUUCUAAUUACAAGACUCUCAUUCUUAAGGUAAAAUCAUCAAGUGGCGGAGUCACCAACUCUGUUUCAGAUGCUCUUGAUAUUUCUCUUGCUGAAAAAUCUGCAGUUACCGUUUCUAGUUCAAGUUCUAUUGCCGAAUUGACCUUCUCUACCUCAAAGGAUAUAACAAUGGCAAGAUCGGUUUCUGCAUAUGAUGUCUAUUGUCAAGUUUACAAUUCAGCAACCAAUAAUUAUCAACUCUCAACCAGUUGUUCAGUCAUUUCCAAGACCAGUAACUCUGUAACUGUUUCUGUCUCUUCAACUGGCAAAUAUUUGUUAACUGCUCAACCAAAGGCUAUUCCAACACCUGUUGUCUCUCCAAAAUCUUCUCCUGCUCCUUUUAUUCCAAAGGUUUCAGCUCGUGUCAACAACGUUGCAAUGAUUUCGUUCAGUGUUUCCUUACUGGUUUCAAUCAUGAUGUGCUUGUUAAUGCUUUAA